Lachancea meyersii CBS 8951 is the source of this 2283-nucleotide messenger RNA. NCBI's taxonomy places the organism in Eukaryota, Fungi, Ascomycota, Saccharomycetes, Saccharomycetales, Saccharomycetaceae. The record is from the annotation of a GenBank genome assembly.
AUGAGCGAUGACGUGGUAAAAUGCUUGGAAACGCCCCAGAAUACACGAGUCCACUCAAGGACGCCAUCUGCGUCACUCAUGGACAAAGCUCCAUUCGCAGGCUUCCUAUUCCCGGACCUCAGGGCUAUCUACAGUCUCAAGCUCCACGAGCUUCCAGAAAUCGCAUGCACCGAAGUGACGUUGUUCGGGUUCGAAAUCUACAUUGUAGAACAGUGGGCGCUUGAGCGCAAGCAUUCCACCAUAAUAACCUCGUACACGGGAAACUCGCAGGAUAUCGUUCGCGCGGUCAAAUUCGCACUCCCCGAGUCUCAACAGUAUUGGCCCCGCGCCUUUAAGGAGUACUACGAGGAGCUCAUACAAUAUUCUGCUCCGAAAUGGACAGAGGAUGGCACGCUUUUUGUCAGCACGUCCUCAGAAAUACCUUCCGCAUUGAAUCUUCUUCAUGUCGAGUGUGGGGACUUGCGGAAAAUAUGGGACGUCUUCAAAGUCAAUAUAGGUCUCAAGCGGCUCCAAUGCGGCGGCCGGUCUGCACUUCUAUUGUGUGAACCCUCAGGAGCCUCGUGCGAAAAGUUCACGCAGCUCUACAAAGUUGCUGCGCCCGCCACAAGCUCUCAGGAACAGGAGUAUAGCUAUUCUACCCACGCCGUGGUCGAAUUGAUAACACUAGUACAAAUUUCUCUGGUCUACUUUAACCUGCUGGAUUCCAGGUGUAAAGACGGUAUAUUGUGCACGUCCACUGAAAACGCCAUCAAGGAUUGGUGGUCCAUAUAUGGGACACUAUACCUGGGCUGCGAUAGACCCCGCCAUGAGGGUCCAUUAGGCCCUACAACCGUGGCCGGACUCAUCAGCCUGGUGCUGACCAUUUUUUUCAAACUAACCGUUGUUAACUGCAUGCCCACGAAGGAGCCCUUUGAUGAAGGAUCUUUUCGCAGUGGCCUUUAUCUGUUCCAAAAAAAGUACGGCCUCUUCAAAGCCAAUGUAAAAACACUUUCUGUUUUGGAUCCGAUCCUGAUCUCCAAACUAUUUGAGGUUACGCCGAAAGCCUCCAAUACCGAUAUUUUCAAGAUAAAGAAAGUCGUGAAGUCUACGGUCCAGGAUAUUGCCGGUAAGGGCAAUCCCAUGCAACUAUCUAACGGUAUUUUGACGACAGAUUUAGACUACCUGACCCGAAAUGUACAUGGGAGUAUUUUGUGCUUUCUCUGGCGCGGUAAAAGUGCAAAACAGCCAGCUCAAAGAAAAAAACCGAAAGCUAGGUUCAGCGAAGCUGUGUUCAACAAAGGAGACCCCACAGACCAGAUUCUAAAAUCUAAUGUGGUUGCGACAAAAGGAAACAAUGAACUUUGGGCCGACUCGCAGGAGAAACUUAGCCGUGAAGAUAAAUACCAAACUUACGAUUUCGAACACAAUUCUGCAAAAAAGGACGGAGUCGGCAACCACAGGGAGAAUACUUCUCAUCGGAAAGAGAGCGUUUCAAAACCCGACAAACAAAAUAUUUAUUUUCGGACUGAAUUACAUCGAAGAUCAUCUACACCAUAUCUCCCUCAGGACGUGAAUUUACUACAGAUUGACUAUGAAAAUAUUCCCCCCACGACGUGCCCUCUCAAUGCCCUAGAGACUCGCCGAAACAGUUUCUCCGUUAUUCAAGAUGCAGUUGAGUUGUGGAGAUACCCUUUUGAACCAUCCCCUAUCAAGAGCGCUCGUAACGUUCUUUUUAUGGAAAAAAGCAUCAAGAGUCAAAGUAAGGCUUUGAAUGAGGCGCGAGAGCACGCUUGCUCGGAAACAAGUGACCACCGUGAACCGGUGAGGCAAGUGUAUACUAGACUGAACUUUAAGCUGAAGGAACUUGAGCAGUUGCGCGAUACAUUGUCUGGAAAACAUUCACUAGUGCUAAGCGACAUGUCUGAACUGGAUUCCCUUGCAUCGAAACUGAAGUACGACCUCCGCAGUUUAGAGGCUCGCAUGAGAGAUGUCGAUGAGCGGAUGGCACAGUUUCGUUCCAAAAUCAACAGUAUGGCCUGGACAAUGGAAAACAGUAAGACGAGUCAUCUGAUGACUUCAUCACUGUACAGUAACCCCAAGAAGCUCGAUGGGUACGCUCGGGACAUUUUAGAGCGCGCGAACAAGUUUAGGUCCAGCGGGGUGAUUUUGAAUCUGUGGAAUAAUGCGGGCGAUUUGUCUUCGCUGUUUUUGAGAGAAGCACAUCGAUAUUGGGUGAUCUUGAGCAAACAGUUUGUACCACAGAAGCUUUCCGGGCAAUACAGAGCAGAGCGUUCGCAUAAAUAA